Molecule: messenger RNA, 3842 nt
Organism: Haplochromis burtoni (Burton's mouthbrooder)
Lineage: Eukaryota; Metazoa; Chordata; Actinopteri; Cichliformes; Cichlidae
Product: protocadherin alpha-8
Exons: 2
Coding region: 1429-3840 (803 amino acids)
Biological process (GO): homophilic cell-cell adhesion
Cellular component (GO): plasma membrane
Molecular function (GO): calcium ion binding
Source: RefSeq, a predicted model, not a curated record
UCAGCAGGUACAGCGCCCCCAUGAUCACCACCCACCCUGAUGGAAGCUGGUCUUACUCUAAAGCUACUCAGCAGUAUGACGUGUGUUUCAGCUCAGACACACUCAAGAGUGACGUAGUGGUUUUCCCCGCCCCGUUUCCACCUGUAGAUGGAGAACUGAUCAGUAUUAACGGAGGAGACACUUUUACCAGGACUCAGACUUUACCUAAUAAAGAAAAGGUAAGGCUGAACCUUAGAUAAUGUAAGGUGAGCUGUAACAUACAAAAAAUUUCUACUUCAUGUUUUGAUCAAAAAUUUAGUUAAUUUUCCAUUUAUUAAUUUUAUAGUGUAUUCAUAUUUCAUAGUUUUUGUAUCUGUGUUUUAUGUCAAAGGGUAAAAAAAAGUGUUACUGUAGAAAUCUUUACGGUAAAAGCUUAGAUAUGAGCUAUACAAUAUAUUUUGAGGGUUUCUGGAGAAAACAAUUAACUUUUAGCUUGUUGUCAUUCAAAUGGUCUGUAAGGGACUGUUCGCUGACAUUUCCCCUGGGCUCUUUUUGCAGUCUUUAGAACAUCUGGCCUUUGACAUGAUAAUUUUGCCAACAAUCACCAGUCAUUUUGAAACAAAUCACAGAAAAGUGAAAUGUAUCAAACAGUAACUAAACUCACUGUAUACCUGAAUAUAAAUGAUCAAGAUUUAAAAUAAGCACUUCCAUUUAACAAAACUUAGAGUCAGGUUUUGUGUUGUUUUGUUUUGUUUUUCAAGCAGCCUUGAUAUAAACUUUUGUUUGUAAAUAUACUUGUUAUCCAUUCACUUUUAAAUUAAAUUAAUAUACAAUAAUAUAUUUUCUCCUGGAUUAAAGCUGUGGCUAGAAGUUAAAAAGGUUGAAAGCAUAACAAAAGAAAUCACAUUUUCAACUAUGUCUAUUUGUUGACUUAUGAAGCCUGUUUAUGUUAUCAUUUGUAAUUUGUUUAGAAAUAACCAAGGCUCGGUUCUGAAAGUCUUUUAACGGCGUGUCCCUUGGUAUAAGGUCAAACAAAUAAGGAGUGCCUGCAUCAACAUAAUGAUACUCUCUCCAUGGUUCUGAAAUAUGUGGCGAUUACAUUAUACUGUACUAUUAGGAUCUCACAAUAUAAAGAAAGAAGGUGUGAGUGACUCGAUUAAGAACAAGUCUUAUUAUUUCAAACAUAACAGCAGGAUUUGAUUGCAUUCAUUCCUUAACUGUAGUUACUUAAAAUGACCAUGGGGCGACAGUCUAGACCGUAAUACCGCCGGCUGAUCGCUGAUGGUUGAAGGCCCCUCCCACAAUAGAAGGAUCAUUUUGUCUGUGCUUUGUUAGAAUGAGAGGCAGGACGAAGUGGGGAGGCUUGAGAAAAAUGCACUGGCAUUUACUUUAGUCUCACAAAAUACAUUUCGCCGCCAAAAAGCGAAAAACAGAUCGACAUAAGGAUCUAUGUUGUAUGGAAUUAUGUAUCUGCCGAGAAGAAAGGCGUCCUUCGGAAUAUAUCUAAUGCUUGUUGUCUUGGAGUAUAACUGGGGAGCGGUAUCCACUCAGCUCUCAUAUUCCGUGUCUGAGGAGGUGAACCUGGGGACUUCCGUUGGAAAUCUCGCCAAGGAUCUGAACCUAAAUGUACAGGAUCUGGAGUCACGUAUGUUUCAGAUUGUUACUGGAUCAAAAAGGAAGCAUUUCGAUGUAAAUUUGAAGACAGGUUUUCUCUACGUGAGUGAGAGAAUAGACAGGGAAGAGCUCUGCGCUAAAGCUACAAAAUGCACAAUAAACGUGGAGGCUGUGAUAAACAAUCCGCUGAAACUUUACCGUAUUGAAGUCAAUAUUCUUGACGUAAACGAUAACCCCCCGUCUUUCAGUGCCAAAUCUCAAACUAUAGACAUUGCAGAGAGCGUGUUGCCGGGAGCUAUGUUCCCUGUGCUGUCGGCUUACGACGCCGAUGUGGGGAAAAAUGAUGUUAACACUUACAAGCUGAACCAGAAUGAACAUUUUUCUUUAGCGGUGCACAAAGGGGACACUGUUUCGGCAGAGAUAGUUCUUCAGAGAGCGUUAGACCGAGAAAAGCAGGCUGUAAUUAAACUCACACUGACGGCUAUAGAUGGAGGGACACCUAUUAAAUCAGGCACGUCAGAGAUCAUAAUUAAUGUGUUGGAUAUAAAUGAUAAUAUCCCAACUUUUAAAAAAUCAUUGUAUAAAACAAGUAUUAAAGAAAAUGCACCAUCAGGCACUACAGUAGUAACAGUGGCUGCAACUGAUGCUGACGAGGGUGCAAACAAAGACGUCGUAUAUUUACUUAAUUCGAAAGAUCAGGAUCGUGUAUUAGAAAUCUUUGAAAUUGAUUUGGAAACAGGAAUAAUAACAGUUAAAGGAACUAUUGACUAUGAAACAAACCCUGCUUUUGAAAUCCGUGUGCAGGCUACGGACAAAGGCCAACCUCCGCUAACAGCACAAUGUAAAGUACUCGUAGAGGUGGUGGACCUAAAUGACAAUGCCCCCGACAUCACCGUGACGUCACUGCUCAGUACAGUUAAGGAGGACGCUGAAAGUGGCACUGCUAUUGCACUUGUUUCGGUUCUCGACGAAGACGGGGGCAAAAACGGUGAAGUCAAAUGCGAGAUAUUGAAUUCGGUCCCCUUUAAAUUGGAGACAAAUUAUAAAAAUUAUUAUUCUUUGGUCAUUGGUGGCGUUCUAGACAGGGAACUUGUGUCGCACUACAAUAUCACUAUUAAAGCUACUGAUGAAGGCAGCCCCCCUCUCUCUAGCACCAGUGUAGUUACUAUUCAGGUUUCUGAUGUAAAUGAUAACGCACCUUUGUUUGGAGAUACUGUAAUUAAUAUAUAUGUGGCAGAAAACAGUCCUGUCGGGACUGUUUUAAAAACUGUAUGUGCAACUGACGCUGACGCUGGCGAAAACGGGCAGGUGAGAUAUUCAUUAGUCAGUGAUAACGCAGGGCCGCUCUCUACAAUGAUCAGCAUUAACUCAGAGACUGGAGGCAUAGUCACUCUACAACCUUUUAAUUAUGAAGAGUUGAAAAUGUUUCAAUUUAAAGUCCAGGCCACAGAUUCUGGUGUUCCUCCGCUCAGCAGCAACGUGACUGUUAAGGUCUUAAUUCUGGAUGCAAAUGAUAAUAAUCCAACAAUUCUCGCUCCUUACUCUCAGCACGGCUCCGUUAACAGUGAGAGCAUCCCCUAUUCUGCUGAAGCGGGAUACUUUGUGGCAAAGAUCAGGGCUGUAGACGCAGACUCUGGAUACAAUGCGCUGCUUUCUUAUCACCUGUCUGAGCCCAAAGGAAACAACUUGUUCAGGAUCGGAACCAGCACCGGGGAGAUCAGGACUAGGAGGAGAUUGAGUGACAAUGACCUCAAAACUCACCCCUUGGUGGUCUUGGUCUCUGAUAACGGAGAACCCUCCCUGUCAGUGACUGUGUCUAUUGAUGUGGUGGUGGUUGAAAGCACGGCUGAAAUCCAGACUCAGUUUAGACAUGUGCCUGUAAAGGAGGACAGCUUCUCUGAUUUGAACCUGUAUCUGCUGAUUGCCAUUGUGUCGGUGUCCGUCAUCUUUCUGCUCAGCCUCAUCACUUUAAUAGCAGUCAGAUGCCACAGGACAGACGGCACUUUCAGCAGGUACAGCGCCCCCAUGAUCACCACCCACCCUGACGGGAGCUGGUCUUACUCUAAAGCUACUCAGCAGUAUGACGUGUGUUUCAGCUCAGACACGCUCAAGAGUGACGUGGUGGUUUUCCCCGCCCCGUUUCCACCUGUAGAUGGAGAACUGAUCAGUAUUAACGGAGGAGACACUUUUACCAAGACUCAGACUUUACCUAACAAAGAGAAGGUAAGGGUAAACUUUCUUUUCUGAAC